AUCUCGACUCGACUGUGGACUUGACAUCGCCGUCAUCGUUCGAGACAUCCUGACCACCACUUUCCACAAUCCCACCUGACCAACUUGCCUCUACGACUACUUACAUCUCCUUCCUCGAUCUAGGCUUUUCAGCCUGGCUCAUUUGACCCUCACACUCUUUCAUCAUCAUGAUUGACGACGCUCACUUGGCCGCCACGUCGUCGGCUUCUACCAGCACUGCCCUCCCUCCUCCUCAGCGGCCCUCGAGUCGCAACCGUCGUCGUGCAUCGCAGCCUGCUUCGCUCUACACGCACGUCACCCGCGCGCAUACACCACCAUCUCCUACACUCAACGACUGGUCAGACGAUGGAGCUGGACCAUCUUCCUCUUCUUCAUCGACGGCAGUCAGCGACAUCGAUAGCGAUGACGACUUGAUGCGGUGGAGCGACGCGGGAAAUGCAAAGGGCAAACGCAGGGCUCUUGAGCCUCAGCACCCUGCCGCCGCCUCAUUGGAAUGGCUGGACCUCUCUCUCAGUUUGCCUCUGACAGUCGCGGUAGUGCGUGGCCGACUUCUCACCUACCUCAAUGCCCUCGAGGAGCAGGCAAGAGCCAUCGCAGGCAAACUCCAGCGAGACGCUCGCGGCGACCAAUCUUCCUCUUCCUCUGAGGCAUCGUCCUCUGCAUCGUCCUCAGUAUCGGUGGCCGACUCCUACCUGUCGCCCUUUUACACCCAACUCGAAGCUCUUAAGGACGAUUUGCACCGUCUCACCCUCCUUUUCCCCUCGGCGCCUCUCGCUCUCCCCUCUCCAAGCGCAACGCUGAGUCUCUCUUCAGCCGCAAUCAUCUCACGCUCCCAGUCCCUCGCAGCAGACUGGGAUCGCAUCUCAUCGGCAUUGAGCCAACGCAUGCCAGGCUUUCCGGCCUCGUUCCCCUCCGUGGACCCGCGCAGUGUGAAUCUACCACGCCCGGCUAUGCCACUUGUAGCGGCUACCGUCCUUCAAAAGGUCCAAGGAAGAUUCGACGAUCUACAGGAGCUGCUCGCUACCAUGACUCUUCGGGAUUGCUGGGAGCAGAGCGGCGCUGCAGCAGCUCGCUGGCCCUCCUCCGUAUCAGCAGCGGCGGCUUCCACACGUCGCCGCGCCUCCAUCUCCUCUGCAGCAGCUCACUUGCCCAGCUGGGAUUCGAUCAUGUCGUCCAUCAAGGAGUCUUCUGAACGCUCCAAAGUCAAAGCAGGCGAGAUGGUCACCACUGUUCUCGAAGCAGAGCAUGCGAUGUACAAGCGCGCAUGCGGCCUCGCAAACGAGGGGUCGCGCCUCAUCCACUACGCCGACCUGCCCCAUCUCUGGCGAAAUAAUGAGCACAUCCUUUCUGGCUAUCGGUUCAUUCCCCUCGAAAACUGGGGUACGCUGCUGCGCUCUACCUUUCAAUUGCAUAACGAGACGGUCAACAUCCACUCGCACCUCUUUGGCGUCCUCAUAGUUCUCCCCCUCUUCUGGCCUUCAAAGGGAUUGGACGAGCACACGACCUGGGCUGACAGGCUGGUGCAGACCAUCUACCUCGUUGCGGCCAUGAAGUGCCUCGUCUCCUCGGUGGUAUGGCAUGUCUUCUCUGGCUGCUCCAACGCCAAGUGGUUCGAACGCGCCGCGUGCGUCGAUUAUUCGGGCGUAGCAUUGCUGGUGGCGGCGAGCGUGUGGACCACAAUCUACAACGAGUUCUACUGCCAGCCCAACCUCGCCAUGCUAUACUCCUGCACCACGCUAGUCGUUGGGCUGAUAGGAGCAGCAGUUCCCUGGGCGAGCUGGUUCAAUGAGCGUUCCAACAAGGGAUUGCGCAUCGUCGUCUUCCUCGGAAUGUGCUUCACCUCUCUCCUUCCAUUCGCCCACGCGACGUACGAGCACGGCCUUCUCAAGACGUUGCGUUUCCUCAGCCCGAUUCUCCCCAGCUUGGCGUGCUACAUCAUUGGGCUGGUCUUCUAUGCCACCAACUGGCCAGAGAGCAGGUGGCCGGGCAAGUUCGACCUCUUCCUCCACGCGCACCAGAUCUGGCACGUCAGCAUCGUCCUGGCUAUUCUCUUUCACUAUAGAGCUGCUCUGCAGUUCCACGCGAACCGAUUCGAGUUCUCCUGCACCUACAACCCGCUCGCUUCGGGCUCACCAGCUGGCCAGGGCACAAUGGCUGCAAUGAGCAGCGCAGGGAGCGCCCUCCUCGACGCUGGGGCUUCGUCGCUUCUUCAGGCUGCUGGUGGUCUCCACGGUGUGGAAGGGUUGCAGCGAGCGGACGAGAAGGUGCAUGGCUGGAGGAUCGUUGCUGGACGUCUGGGUGGGGGGAGAGUGGGCCUGGUCUGGGGCGCAGCGAGGGAGUGGUUGCAGAGGUGGUAGCGGGGAGUCAGCAUUGGACGCCACUUUUGCAUGUGCUUCAUCUAUUCUUCUUGCCCUUUGCUUGGUCUCCUGCUCACAUUACCUCAAAUAGACAUAGCAUCGCAGCC
Messenger RNA from Jaminaea rosea, 2464 nucleotides. Its product is annotated as HlyIII-domain-containing protein. Lineage: Eukaryota; Fungi; Basidiomycota; Exobasidiomycetes; Microstromatales. The coding region runs from base 168 to 2357 and encodes 729 amino acids. The record is from RefSeq and is a predicted model, not a curated record. Gene Ontology annotation, cellular component: membrane. Gene Ontology annotation, molecular function: signaling receptor activity. The transcript has a single exon.